UAUCUAAGUUUAGUUCUAACCCUUUGGGCAUUGGAGAUUGGAAUCCUCCUCGACAAGUAUCAAUGGCUCUAAAUCUCUGUAUCUCCCCUAAGUGUAAAUGGGUUGGUUCACUUUCCAUAGAUAAUACUUGUUCUUCAAGAUUACAACUUGGUUCUUCUUUUGUUUCGGGUUCUAAGAAUGGGAACAUGAACAUUCCUAGUAUGAGUCUUAGUUUUAGUACUGCUAGAGCUUUGAGUUUGAGGAGGAGUGCAAGUGUUACUGUAAGAUCCAGCUUGGACACAGCGGGGCCCACAGUAACCGUGGGACAGGUCACUGAGGUUAACAAAGACACCUUCUGGCCGAUUGUUAAGGCUGCUGGAGAUAAAACAGUUGUCCUUGAUAUGUACACUCAAUGGUGUGGUCCUUGCAAAGUAAUGGCUCCAAAGUUUCAAGAAUUAUCUGAAAAGUAUCUGGAUGUUGUGUUUCUAAAGCUUGAUUGCAACCAAGACAACAAGCCCUUGGCAAAAGAGCUGGGAAUUAAAGUGGUUCCCACUUUUAAAAUUCUGAAGGACAACAAGGUUGUAAAAGAAGUUACUGGUGCUAAAUAUGAUGAUUUGGUGGUUGCCAUAGACACUGUUCGAUCUAGCUAAAGAAUAUAACUGUUCUCUUUCUAUGUAAAAAUAUUAUGCUUGACACCCUUUGUAAGUAUUUCAUGCAAUUGUAAGCUGAUGAUGUUUGGAAGAUGAAGAAAUGUCAUCACGUGAUUGUAGUAAACCGUAAUUGACUUUUCCCUAAGCCAGGAAGAGUUUCUCAAAAUUAUUUUUGUUAUCAAAUUCAUCAUGCGGG
Messenger RNA from Abrus precatorius (Indian licorice), 825 nucleotides. RefSeq names its product thioredoxin F-type, chloroplastic-like. Lineage: Eukaryota; Viridiplantae; Streptophyta; Magnoliopsida; Fabales; Fabaceae. The transcript has 3 exons. The record is from RefSeq and is a predicted model, not a curated record. The coding region runs from base 63 to 629 and encodes 188 amino acids.